Molecule: messenger RNA, 879 nt
Organism: Brassicogethes aeneus
Lineage: Eukaryota; Metazoa; Arthropoda; Insecta; Coleoptera; Nitidulidae
Source: the annotation of a GenBank genome assembly
AUGGAUAGUAACGAAGUUGAAAAAGCCUAUUCACCUAGCCAAUGGUCAAAAAGACUUUCUGCCAACGUUAUAUGUCAAAAACAUGUGGAGUUUAUCGAAAAAGAAAGUUUAAAGGUGAAACAAAUAAUUUCGUCGGACUUAAAUAUUCCAUAUGGUCCUCGUCCAAGAGAAAAAAUUGAUAUAUUUGGAACUGAUUUAAAAAAUGAUUCUCCUAUUUUUAUAUUUAUACAUGGUGGUUAUUGGCAAGAAAAGGUCAUAACAAAAGAUAUGCAAUCCUUUCUUGCAAAAGCUAUGUACCAAAAUAAAAUUAAAACCAUUUGCAUUGGGUAUGAACUAUGCCCAGACGUUACGUUUGAAGAGUUGGUUGGAAAUAUAGAAGCAGCAGCCGAAUAUUGUUUAAAAUAUUGCAGAAGAAAUGGAUCUAGAGGGAUGCAUUUUGCUGGGCACUCUGCUGGAGCCCAUUUGGUGGCGAAAAUUUUUAAUAACUACUUACAAAAAAUACCCUUAACGGACCAAAAACUCUUUAAAAGUGCAUUUCUUCUUAGUGGAAUUUUCGACUUAACACCUUUGUUAAAAACCAGCUACAACUCUGCUUUAAAAUUAGACGAGGAAUGUGCAAAAAAAGCAAGCCCAAUGUUCCAAGAUUUCUAUAGAAGUCCAUCAUCAAAAUUCUACGUCAUUGCUGCGGAAUAUGACCCUCCUGCUUUUAGAAAACAAGCUGAAUUAUUUCACGAAAAAUUAGUUAGUUUGGAAAUAGAUUCGACUCAUAGAAUAAUAAAAAAUGUAGAUCAUUUUGAUAUAAUUGAGAAUUUAUCAUUGGAAUGUUUUGAUUUGACUAAAUUUAUUAUCAAUGUAAUUAAUAAAGUGAAUGUUAAUUAA